This is a messenger RNA of Carica papaya (papaya), 1441 nucleotides long. RefSeq names its product pentatricopeptide repeat-containing protein At1g11630, mitochondrial-like. Gene Ontology annotation, biological process: mitochondrion organization; RNA processing. Gene Ontology annotation, cellular component: mitochondrion. NCBI's taxonomy places the organism in Eukaryota, Viridiplantae, Streptophyta, Magnoliopsida, Brassicales, Caricaceae. The record is from RefSeq and is a predicted model, not a curated record. Gene Ontology annotation, molecular function: mRNA binding; protein binding.
UAAAACGACACCCCACUACUCACUCUUAGUAAUCUAUCUUCGUUUCUGCGACUGCGAGUAUAGCGACUCAGGGAGACGACUUCGGAACAUUUUGAAGCGUGUAGUCUAAACCCUACUGCCGUGUUACCCAGUGUCUCUACUCCAUCAAUGGCUUCCAUCCUAAGAAACCCAAAACUUCUCUAUUCCAGAGCCCUCUUCUCAGCCUCCAUCUCCACCCAAACGACCCCAUUUCCAUCCUUUCGCGCAGCAAAAUCCGCCAUUCUAUCAGAAUCCGACCCGGAAAAGCUCGCGGCAAUGUUUGACCAGAACUCUCUCUUCCCCACCUUCCGCCGCCACCGCCCCCUUUACGAAGUCUCCGUUCACAAACUCGCCCGCUCUGGUCGCGCCGACCUCGUUGACCGGAUCAUCGAAAACCACGUCAGCUCUCCCUCGAAUGCCGCCUCUCUCAAAUCCGAAGGCUUCUGGAUUCGCCUCAUGAUGCUGUACUCAAGCGCAGGAAUGGUCGAUCAAGCAAUGCGAACCCUCGAUCGCAUGUUACAGACUAAGUGCUCUAAUAUUACCGAGAAGUCUCUCUGCGCAUGUUUAUCUGUUCAGUUGAACAAUGGGUUGUUCGAGAAGACACACGAGCUGUUCGAUAAAAUGCCGCAGAGACUCGGCGUUGAACCGGGCGUGGUAUCUCAUAAUUUGAUAUUGAAGACAUUCGUCAACCAAAACAGGGUUGAUUUGGCGCGCGAUUGGGUUCAGAAAAUGGAGAAGGACGGCAAGGUUACGCCCAACAUUGAUUCUUACAAUAUACUGCUCGGUGCUUACUGGGUUAACAAGGAUUCAAAUGGCUUUGAUGGGGUUUUAAAGGAGAUGAUGAGCAAAGGUCUCGACCCUAACGUGACAACUUACGUUUACAGGAUAGCGAAAAUGUGUAAGGAUAAGGAAUGUGUUCGAGCCAAGAAGCUGUUAGAUGAAAUGAUAUCGAAAGGAGUAAAUCCAAAUUCUGCAACUUACAACACCAUUGUUCGUGGGUUCUGUAAGGUGGGUGAUUUUGACUCGGCCAAGAAAGUUCUAGAGGGCAUGUUGGCUGAUGGGUAUGCAGUGCCGUCUUCAUCAGCUUAUUAUGCGUUGAUGCGUGGGGCGGUUAAAGAAGGAGAGUUUGAUUUGGCGCUGGAGAUGUGCAAGGAGAUAAUGAGGAGGAAAUGGGUUCCACCAUUUGAGGCUAUGGAAGGUCUGGUUAAUGGGUUGUUGAAAAUGUCGAGGAUGGAGGAGGCGAAAGAGGUGAUUGAGAAGAUGAAGAGGAAACUUACGGGGAAUGCAGUAGAGUCUUGGGCUAAAAUUGAAGCAGCUCUCCCUUUAUAACGUCUGUUAGAUUACCUCAGAUUUAUCUCUGAACUUCUUGGAUUUGAAAAGCUGAAAUUGACUGGUAAAAAGACAUUUUAGUUUUGUCAUGAAA